CCUGACUCCACGCCCACUUCCGGAAGUGACGCGUGGUGGGGUUGCCGGAAGAAGUGGCGAAGUUACUUUUGAGGGGACCCGAGUCGCGGCGCCGUGCCAGCAGAUACGGAGGCAGCAGAAGAGAAGCAGAACAAGGGGACGAAAGCAGCUCGUGCCGCCCCGGCUGUUUCCCGGGCAACAAGAGUAGGAGACCCCCCCUCCAAGAGGCCGCCCACGAGACCCUCGCGCGCAGCCAUGAGCCCCGCCCCCCACUGGUGUUCGGAGAGGGGCGGGACCUGGAGAGAGGCUGCUCCGUGACCCCACCAUGUCCACCCCCACCACGAGUUCCCUGGACACCCCCUUGCCUGGUGGAAAUGGUCCCCUUCAGCCCAGCACUCUGUCGUCUUCAUCCGAUGGAAAGAAGGAUGGCCCUGAGCCAUUGCCCGGAGGGGCGGACCCUGAUGUCCCGAGCACUGACGGGGCCGGCUCAGCCUCCGUUGUGGGUGAGAUGGCGCCCAGGCACACCGACUGGGUCAUCCUAGACCCAGCAGAGGAGCCGGAGCGAAAGCGAAAGAAGGGCCCGGCUCCAAAGAUGCUGGGCGAUGAGCUGUGCCAAGUGUGCGGGGACACGGCCUCCGGCUUCCACUACAAUGUGCUCAGCUGCGAAGGCUGCAAGGGCUUCUUCCGGCGAAGUGUGAUCCGAGGCGGGGCUGGGCGCUAUGCCUGCCGGGGCGGCGGAACCUGCCAGAUGGAUGCCUUCAUGCGGCGCAAGUGCCAGCAGUGCCGGCUGAGAAAGUGCAAGGAGGCUGGAAUGAGGGAGCAGUGCGUCCUCUCCAAAGAGCAGAUACGGAAGAAGAAGAUUCGGAAGCAGCAGCAACAGCAGCAGCAGCAGCAGUCAUCACCCACAGCGCCCGGAGUCAGCAGCGGCUCGGCUUCUGGGCCAGCGGCCUCCCCUGGAGGGUCCGACGGGGGUGGCCAGGGCUCUGGGGAAGGCGAGGGCAUCCAGUUAACAGCCGCGCAGGAACUGAUGAUCCAGCAGUUGGUGGCGGCCCAGCUGCAGUGCAAUAAACGCUCCUUCUCGGACCAGCCCAAAGUCACGCCCUGGCCCCUGGGCGCAGACCCCCAGUCCCGAGAUGCUCGCCAGCAGCGUUUCGCCCACUUCACGGAGCUGGCCAUCAUCUCAGUUCAGGAGAUCGUGGACUUUGCCAAGCAGGUGCCUGGCUUCCUGCAGCUGGGUCGUGAGGACCAGAUCGCCCUCCUGAAGGCAUCCACCAUCGAGAUCAUGCUGCUGGAGACGGCCAGACGCUACAACCACGAGACAGAGUGCAUCACUUUCCUGAAAGACUUCACCUACAGCAAGGAUGACUUCCACCGCGCAGGCCUGCAGGUGGAGUUCAUCAACCCCAUCUUCGAGUUCUCGCGGGCCAUGCGGCGCCUGGGCCUGGACGACGCCGAGUACGCCCUACUCAUCGCCAUCAACAUCUUCUCGGCCGACCGGCCCAACGUGCAGGAGCCCAGCCGGGUGGAGGCCCUGCAGCAGCCCUAUGUGGACGCGCUGCUUUCCUACACCCGCAUCAAGAGGCCCCAGGACCAGCUGCGCUUCCCGCGAAUGCUGAUGAAGCUCGUAAGCCUGCGCACGCUCAGCUCUGUGCACUCCGAGCAGGUCUUCGCCCUGCGGCUGCAGGACAAGAAGCUGCCGCCUUUGCUGUCCGAGAUCUGGGACGUCCACGAAUGAGGGGCUGCCCACCCCGCCCCCCCACCCUCCAGUGAAUGCACACCGGGGUGGGAAAGGGCGGCAUGGGCCUGGGGUCCGCCUUGUGGCUGAAGCAGCGCUCAGGAUGAGCCCCAGUCAGGGUCCAGGAGCCUCCCUUCCUA
Messenger RNA from Phacochoerus africanus (Common warthog), 1854 nucleotides. RefSeq names its product nuclear receptor subfamily 1 group H member 2 (gene NR1H2). The coding region runs from base 305 to 1714 and encodes 469 amino acids. Gene Ontology annotation, molecular function: nuclear receptor activity; RNA polymerase II cis-regulatory region sequence-specific DNA binding; zinc ion binding. The record is from RefSeq and is a predicted model, not a curated record. Lineage: Eukaryota; Metazoa; Chordata; Mammalia; Artiodactyla; Suidae. The transcript has 10 exons. Gene Ontology annotation, biological process: cell differentiation; lipid metabolic process; negative regulation of transcription by RNA polymerase II.